GAAGUUUGACGUCACUUUGACCCAACCCACUACCGGAAGACUUCCUUAAUUUUCACCGGAGAUCAACAACGCAUUUAGCUAGCUAUGUAACUUCAUUCACCAUGCCAGAAGUACACUUUGAUUAGCCAGCAGAGAGACUACUACUCCAUCACUCCACUAUCCAUUCACUUCAGGUCUGGCAAAAGUAGGACCAAAGAAAUCUACCCUGCAAGCUAGCUAACCACAGUAUACGUCCCGGGACUCAAGUGAGAGGAGCAACAUGCCCAAGGACUCUGACAAACCUGGGGGUGGAGAGGACAGAACUGACUCCUCUGAACAGUCCCAUAGUAAGAGAGUCCGGAGAGGCACACCUAGUCCUCACAAAGGGAACACCCCACAAUCCAGCCCACCAAGAUUUGUGUCAGUGGAGGAGCUCAUGGAGACGGCGAAAGGUGUGACCAACAUGGCCCUGGCCCAUGAGAUCGUAGUGAAUAAUGACUUCCAGGUGAAGCCCUCAGAGCCAGCAGAAGGAAGUUUGGAAAAAAGAGUGAAGGAAAUUAUGCAUAAAGCAUUCUGGGACGUUCUAGAGGCACAACUGAGUGAGAACCCGCCAUCAUAUAAUCACGCCAUCAAACUUCUUGCUGAGAUCAAAGAGACUCUGCUGUCCUUUCUGCUUCCGGGUCAUGGUCGGUUGAGGGGGCGAAUUGAGGAGGUGCUAGACCUCUCUCUGAUCCAGCAGCAGGCAGAGAACGGAGCUCUGGACAUCAGUAAGGUGGUUGAGUUUGUCAUUGGUAUGAUGGGUUCACUCUGCGCUCCGAGCCGGGAUGAGGAAAUCCGGAAGCUUCGGGAAAUCACAGAUCUUGUGCCUCUGUUAAAGGCGAUAUUUCCAGUGAUGGAUAAAAUGAAACUUGAUAUGGCCAAUUUUGCCGUCAGCAGUAUCCGACCCCACCUCCUGCAGCAAUCCGUGGAGUACGAACGGAAGAAAUUCCAGGAGUUUGUUGAAAAACAACCCAACGCCUUAGACUUUACUGAGAAGUGGCUUCAAGACUCUGCUAAAUGUGUACUUCAUGAAGAUCAAGCGGGUGGGGCGGGUAGUUUACCCACUCCUCUCGCUGUGCACAACCAUGCUUACCUGCGUCUGCUUAAAUGGAACCACGCAUCUGAUCCUUUCCCUGAGACUCUUCUCAUGGACCAGGUGCGUUUCCAGGAAAUGCAGCAGGACUUGGAGCAGCUGGUUCUGGUGGCGUCUGUGCUACUCAUAGUGUACAACACCACGGGAGAGGCCAUCUCAGGCCUGCCAGGCCUUAUGGACAGACUGAAGAGGACCAUCGGGGUUCUGCUCACAGAGAUGCACAUGCCGUCUUUCAGUGCAGAUGAAGCCUUGGCUACCAUUGGAGAGAGGAUGUGUGUGGAGCUAAGUGGAUGUCUGUCUGAACAUGGCUUCUCCCCGUUCUCCACCAACCGGCAGAGCAUUCUAAAAGGCCAGAUCUCGGCUGUUACUCUCCCAGACAACGCCAUCCGCAGGCUUAUAGGCUCCCGCAUCCAGACUUACCUGCUUGCCUUCCUGGAGUCCAGUCACAGGAGUGCUCCAACCCUGCCAGGGGGCCUAGCUCCAGUCAGCAAAGAGCUGGAAGAGAUUGCCAUGAAGUUUGGCCGUCUGGUCCACUUCAACAAGUUGGUUUAUUCCCCUUUCUACCAAAAGAUCCUUCAGGAGAUUGUGCAAGAAGGAGAAAGUCAUGACACCUAGGCUUUAACACUGAACUGUUAAUUAAAAUGGGAUUACUGUAGGUUAUCCAUGCUUUCCAUUGUAUGGCUAAAGAUAAUGUAAUAAUGACAGUAUUGUACAAUGCCAGUAUUAAUUGAUAUGAAAAUACUUAUACACAAGCGCUGUUGCAUUCACAUGUUACUUACUUGAUGAUGGUGCCUCUGUUUCUGGAUUGGUACAACAAACACGGGUAAAAAAAGGCAUACAAAACGGCAUGUUUUCUUUUACUUGCAUUAAAUAAGGAGUUCUGUGAUAGCAUCUGGAAACUAUUUGGUACAGGCUACUCAUGAAUUGAAUUGCUUGAAAAAAUAUACAACAAGAUGUAGAAUUUAUUCCCAGAAGAUAACACUAAAAAGUAUUCCUUAAUACACGUUUCCAAAGUGGUCCUCGAUGGUAAAGGGGAGAACAUAAGAGGACUUUUUGUGUAGAGACCCUCCUUGUUGGAUAUUUAUUUCCACUGUAAACUGCUAUGUAUACUGUAAAGCACACAUCGCUACCUAGGUUUCCAUCCAAUUGGCGACAGAGUUUCAUGCAAAUAUUUUAAAAUCUGCAUAAAACAAUAUGCACAUUUUCCCAACAGAGAUGUGUUCCCAUCAAACUGACAGACAAAAGGCUGUGCGUGAUGAUGUAGUGCAACUGAAAAUAGCUUUUGCGGUUAAAUUCUCAUGUACCGAAUAAAAAUAAAUAAACAAGUUAAAUGGGUUUCCAGCGCAUUUUCAACUCUACUGAUGGUUUUCACACACAAAAUGUUGGAUUAUAUAGUGAGUGUGCCCACUCUGGUAUUGGCAUCGCUGUUGGCAAGCGCGCAUGUUUAGUUUACAUGAUGAGAUUAUUAGGACAAAAGAGCGAGAUUAUUUGAUAUAUCUCAAACGGCAGACAAGCAUCGAUGACCAUGUCACCAGAAUAAGACCCUCGAUGUUUAUUGGAAAGGAGCAUCAAGCUCACCACCUUGCACUUUCACCACCCUGUGAACUUCAUCACUAAUUCACAAUUUAUUUGAUCUUUAGCCUAAUAAACUGCAUGCUUUCCCUACGAGUCGUAGUGGGAGGACCACAACAUGUCAUCGUUUGACUCCAAGUUUACUUUGAUGUGAUGGUUAUUAUAUCAAUAUUUGCGCACAAAAGUGUUUCCAUUGAUAUUUCUCGCAUAAUUCAUUAUACCAACACAAAUUCCACCUUUAUACCAACACAAAUUCCUCUUAUAGCGUCUUUAGGCCUGUCAUAAUUUUUUUUUAUCUGACAUGUACUUUACUUGCAUAAAAAGGUUGGAUGGGAACCUGGUUAUUGACAGUGAUCAUGAUUGGUGCCUUGCACCUUCAUGUGACCAGCUGUAGAUUCAUGAUUUGGUAAUUGUUUAAACAUGUUAACAAUUUUAAUGAAAGGACAAAAGGUAAUACUGAACCAUACAAUCAAUCAAAUAUAUUUAUAAAGCCCUUUUUACAUCAGCAGAUGUCACAAAGUGCUAUACAGAAACCCAGCCUAAAACAGCAAACAGCAAACGAUGCAGAUGUAGAAGCACGGUGGCUAGGACAAAAGCAGGAACCUAGGAAGAAACCUAGAGGAACCAGGCUCAAACGGGUGACCAGUCCUCUUCUGGCUGUGCCAGGUGGAGAUUAUAAGAGUACAUGGCCAUUAAGGCCAGAUUGGUCUUCAGUAUGUUCAUAGAUGAUCAGCUGGGUCAAAUAAUAAUCACAGUGGUUGUAGAGAGGUUGCAACAGUUCCGUACCACAGGAGUAAAUGUCAGGUGGCUUUUCAUAGCCAAGCAUGCAGCAGUGGUGUUAAGUACUUGUGUUUUUUGGGGGGUAUCGCUACUAUACUAUUUAUAUUUUUGACAACUUUUACUUCACUACAUUCCUAAAGAAAAUAAUGUACUUUUUGUUCCAUAUAUUUUCCCUGACACCCAAAAGUACUACAUUUUGACAGGAAAAUGAUCCAAUUUACGCACAAGAGAAGAUCCCUGCUCACCCCUACUGUGUCUGAUCUGGCGGACUCACUAAAUACAUGCUUAAUUUGUAAAUUAUGUCAGUGUUGGAGUGUGCCCAAGGCUAUCUCUCUGCUUUGCUUACUAUAAGGAAUUUGAAAUUAUUAAUAAUUUUACUUUUGAUACUUAAGUGUAUUUAAAACCAAAUACUUUUAGACUUUUACUCAAGUAUUAUUUUAAUGGGUGACUUUCACUUUUACUUGAGUCAUUUUCUAUUAAGGUAUCUUUACUUUUACUCAAGUAUGACGUUUGAAUACUUUUUCCACCACUGGCAUUCAGAGGUCGAGACAGCAGGUAUGGUAGAGAGAGAGUCUAAAACACCAUGUUUUUACAAGCUCUGUUUCCUUUUUGGCAAACCAGGUUUCCAUCCAACCUUUUUAUGUGAGUAAAGUACAUGUUGGAUAAAAAAUUUAUUGACAGGCCUGAUGGAAACAGCAAAUUUGUCUGUAAACUUUUCAAAUCUCGACAAAACAAAAUACACUAGACAAGGGGGAUCUUUUUCUGUCUAAAAUGUAUUAUGCGAGAAAUGGCAGUGGAAAUGUUUUCAUGUGCAAAUAUUGAUCAUAUUGGAGUCGGGUAAUGAUCUUUUGUGAUCCUCCCACUACGAGUUGGGAAAGCAUGCAAUUUAUUAGGUAAGGCUACAUUUUUUAAAAAUUAUUUAACCAGGUAGGCCAGUUGAGAACAAGUUCUCAUUUACAACUGCGACCUGGCCAAGAUCAAGCAAAGCAGUGGGACACAAACAACAACACAGAGUUACACAUGGAAUAAACAAACGUACAGUCAAUAACGCAAUAGAAAAAUCUAUAUACAGUGUGUGCAAAUGAGGUAAGAUUAGGGAAGUAAGGCAAUAAAUAGGCCAUAGUGGCGAAGUAAUUACAAUUUAGCAAUUAAACACUGGACUGAUAGAUGUGCAGAAGAUAAAUGUGCAAGUAGAGAUACUGGGGUGCAAAGGAGCAAAAAAACAAUAUGGGGAUGAGGUAGUUGGAUGGGCUAUUUACAGAUGGGCUAUGUACAGGUGCAAUGAUCUGUGAGCUGCUCUGACAGCUGAUGCUUAAAGUUAGUGAGGGAGAUAUGAGUCUCCAGCUUCAUUGAUUUUUGCAAUUCGUUCCAGUCAUUGGCAGCAGAGAACUGAUAGGAAUGGCGGCCAAAGGAGGAAGAGGCUUUGGGGGUGACCAGUGAAAUAUACCUGCUGGAGCGCGUGCUACGGGUGGGUGCUGCUAUGGUGACUAGUGAGCUGAGAUAAGGCGGGGCUUUACCUAGCAAAGACUUAUAGAUCACCUGGAGCCAGUGGGUUUGGCGACAAAUAUGAAGCGAGGGUCAGCCAAUGAGAGCAUACAGGUCGCAGUGGUGGGUAGUAUAUGGGGUUUUGGUGACAAAACAGAUGGCACUGUGAUAGACUGCAUCUAAUUUGCUGAGUAGUGUUGUAGGCUAUUUUGUAAAUGACAUCGCCGAAGUCAAGGAUCGGUAGGAUAGUCAGUUUUACGAGGGUAUGUUUGGCAGCAUGAGUGAAGGAUGCUUUGUUGUGAAAUAGGAAGCCGAUUCUAGAUUUAGUUUUCGAUUGGAGACAGAUGAAAAGUUAUGACCUUCACUUCACUGGGUGGUGAAAGUGCACGGUGAUGAGCUUGAUGCUCAUUUCCAAUACCUAUCGAUGGUCUUAAUCUGUUGACAUGAUAAUCUGCCAUUUGACAAAUAAUAAUAAUCUCGAUCUUUUGUCCAUAAUAAUCUUAUCAUGUAGUAGGCUAUACCCACACUGUAUCUGCGAGUGUGAGCAGUUGGCUAGAGCGCCCAUGUACUCACCAGAAUGGGACGUUCGCAAUAUUACACAAAAUGUUUUGUGACAAAACCAUCAGUAGAGUUGAAAAUGCGAUGGAAAUGUUUUAUUCGGCACUACGUCAUCUGGCACAGCCUUUUAUUGGCCACUAGCCAAUUUGAUGGAAACGUCUGUGGUGGGAAAAUGUACAUAAUGUUUUUAAGAAUUUUUGAAUAUUCGCAUUUAAAAUCUGUCCCCAAUUGGAUGGAAACCCAGCUAUAGAUGCAGAUAAAACCAGUCAUGCAUACAAAUGUGUAUAUACUGUAAGAGCUUAAUGUUACUGUUUAACUUAUUGUUUUCUCAACAUCUACUGCAUGUCCAUCGAUCUUUUGACUCAUUCCAUGCAACAUUAACUCUCCUUCAAUGCAUAGCCGCGGGAAGUAGGGGUGUCGAGGGUGCUGCAGCACCCCCUGAAAACGCAGAUAUUUUUUUUUUUUAUGAAUAAAAAUAUACAGUACCAAUGAAAA
Salvelinus fontinalis (brook trout) is the source of this 6001-nucleotide messenger RNA. RefSeq names its product t-complex 11, testis-specific-like 1 (gene tcp11l1). Bases 260 to 1726 code for a protein of 488 amino acids. Gene Ontology annotation, biological process: signal transduction. The transcript has 11 exons. Lineage: Eukaryota; Metazoa; Chordata; Actinopteri; Salmoniformes; Salmonidae. The record is from RefSeq and is a predicted model, not a curated record.